AUGGCCGCCGCCGCCUCCCGCUCCGCCGCCCUGCGCCGCCCGCGCCUGCCGCUGCUGCUGCUGCUGCCGCCGCCACCCGGGGCCGCCCGGCCCGGGCCGCGCCCGCGCUCCUCGGGGCCGCCCACCAUGGAGCCGCAGCCCGCCGCCCGCGGCUGGCUCACGGGCCUGCGCUUCGACAACCGCGCCCUGCGGGCGCUACCCGUGGAGGAGCCGCCGCCCGGCGGGGACCCGGCCCCGCGGCCCGUGCCGGGCGCCUGCUUCAGCCGCGUCCGGCCCUCUCCGCUGCGCGAGCCGCGCCUCGUGGCGCUGUCGGCCCCGGCGCUGGCGUUGCUCGGCCUGGGCCCCCCGCCGCCGCCGGGAGCCGGGCCCGAGAGCGAAGAGGAGGCGCGGAAGGAAGAGGAGGCCGGCGCCGGGGCCGGGGCGCCCGGCUCCGGGGCCGAGGCCGAGCUGGAGCUCUACUUCAGCGGCAACGCGCUGCUGCCCGGCUCGGAGCCCGCCGCGCACUGCUACUGCGGCCACCAGUUCGGCAGCUUCGCGGGGCAGCUGGGCGACGGCGCCGCCAUGUACCUGGGCGAGGUGCUGGGCCCGGGCGGCCAGCGCUGGGAGCUGCAGCUCAAGGGCGCCGGCCUGACGCCCUUCUCCCGGCAGGCCGAUGGCCGCAAAGUUCUGCGCUCCAGCAUAAGGGAAUUCCUGUGCAGUGAAGCCAUGUUCCACCUGGGCAUCCCCACGACCCGGGCAGGCUCAUGCGUGACCUCAGAGUCCAAGGUGAUCCGGGACAUUUACUAUGACGGCAAUCCCAAAUAUGAAAACUGCGCGGUGGUGCUGCGUAUAGCCUCGACUUUCCUAAGGUUCGGCUCUUUUGAGAUUUUUAAACCCCCAGAUGAGCACACAGGGAGGAAAGGCCCCAGCGUGGGCCGGAAUGACAUACGGAUACAGAUGCUGGACUACGUCAUCAGCAGUUUUUACCCAGAAAUCCAGGCUGCCUUUGCAGAAAACAGCGUGCAGAGGAACGCAGCCUUUUUCCGGGAGGUCACUCGGCGCACAGCCAGGCUGGUGGCCGACUGGCAAUGCGUGGGCUUCUGCCAUGGCGUGCUGAACACGGACAACAUGAGCAUCGUGGGGCUCACCAUCGACUAUGGGCCCUUUGGGUUUAUGGACAGGUACGACCCCGACCACAUCUGCAACAGCUCAGACACGUCGGGCCGCUACGCGUACAACAAGCAGCCCGAAGUGUGUAAGUGGAACCUCCAGAAGCUGGCUGAGGCCCUGGUGCCUGAGCUGCCCCUGGAAGUCAGCGAGCGCAUUCUCGAGGAGGAGUAUGACACCGAGUUCGAGAAGCAUUACUUGCACAAGAUGAGGCGGAAGCUGGGCCUGAUCCAGCUGGAGCUCGAGGAGGACCGGGAGCUGGUAUCUGCCCUUCUGGAGACCAUGCACCUCACGGGGGCAGAUUUCACAAACACCUUCUACUUACUGAGCUCAUUCUCGGUGGCCCCAGAGCCCACCCAGGGGGCCUACUUCCUUGACCAGCUGGCCCAGCAGUGUGCCUCCUUGGAAGAAUUGAAGCUGGCCUUCAGGCCGCAGAUGGAUCCCAGGCAGCUCUCCAUGAUGCUCAUGCUGGCCCAGUCCAACCCUCAGCUCUUUGCUUUAAUUGGAACUAAAGCAAGCAUCAACAAGGAGCUGGAGCGCAUUGAGCAGUCCUCCAAACUGCAGCAUCUGUCUGCCGCUGAGCUCAUCAGUCGCAACCGCGAGCGCUGGGAGGCGUGGCUCCAGAGAUACAGAGCCCGACUGGAAAGAGACAUGCCACACGCCAGCAGCAUGAACACCUGGAACACGGAGCGUAUCAGAGUCAUGCGGUCCAACAACCCCAAGUACAUCCUGAGGAACUACAUUGCCCAGAAUGCGAUAGAGGCCGCAGAGCAGGGAGACUUCUCGGAGGUCAGGAGGGUGCUGAAGCUGCUGGAGAAACCGUACUGUGAGGAACAGGAGGAGGCCAUGGAUGGGCUGGCAGAGGCAGCAGAGAGUGGGGCGGUGGCCUCAGGCAGCAGCCUGUCCUACAGCAGAAAGCCUCCCCUCUGGGCUGCAGAGCUCUGUGUGACGUGAUCUUCGUAGCUGCCUUGUGGGCAUCUCCUGCCCUCAUGAACAAUCUCACAAGGCACCUCUGGGUAGCACUGAGUCACAAAACAGGCCAUUUGGUGGCUCUGGUUGGUCCUUCCACCUCUUCAGCUGUUGGGGGAGGGGCACACCUCAGCCCCCAAAUGGCUGUUUUUCCAUGAAGGCAAAGACAUCCAGUCAGUCUUGACCUGUCUCUGUCUGAUGCUGACUCAGUAGCCCAACACCAAGCCCCCAGACUCACUGCGUUUCCCGCUCCUGGCUCAUCAGAGCCCCUCUUCCUUUGCCUUUUCCUGAAGCUGUUCACGUAGUGACAGAACCAUUCUGAUCUGCCCCUUCUAAGGGGACGGUAAGACUAGAGACGGACCCAGCCGGUAGCAGAGGCACUGAAGAGGGGGAGGGGGUCCCAGGCAGAGCAGAGACCCUCCCCUGCCCCUGAAGAUCGAGUGCAGCCCAGCUGAUUGCUUCAUCUUCAGUGCCUUAGAAAGAGAAACUCAUCCCAUGAGGUCGGGAAGCAUUGCUGAGCUACACAUGGUGGUGGGGGGGGUGGAGGUCUUCCUGUCUGUACAAACAGCCCCCCAGCCACCCUCCAAUAAACAGCUUUAUGCUCCUGCU
Messenger RNA from Trichosurus vulpecula (common brushtail), 2724 nucleotides. It is a transcript of the gene SELENOO, whose product is annotated as selenoprotein O. Lineage: Eukaryota; Metazoa; Chordata; Mammalia; Diprotodontia; Phalangeridae. The transcript has 9 exons. The record is from RefSeq and is a predicted model, not a curated record.